Molecule: messenger RNA, 1052 nt
Organism: Sander lucioperca (pikeperch)
Lineage: Eukaryota; Metazoa; Chordata; Actinopteri; Perciformes; Percidae
Product: B-cell receptor CD22-like
Exons: 5
Coding region: 16-546 (176 amino acids)
Source: RefSeq, a predicted model, not a curated record
UUUCAUGUGAAUGACAUGGGUCUCUCUAAAUCUCCUCCAGAUGGUCCAAAGCUUCCCUCUGUGUCAGUGAGUCCCUCUGCUGAGAUAGUGGAGGGCAGUUCAGUGAAUCUGACCUGUAGCAGUGAUGCUAACCCAGCAGCUAACUACACCUGGUACAAGGAGAAUGAAGACUCACCAAAAGCAUCAGGACAGAUCUUCACCAUCACUGACUUCAGAGCUGAACACAGUGGGAAUUAUUACUGUGAAGCCCAGAACAGAAGAGGACGUCAGAACUCCACCUUACAUCUGAUUGUUGUAGCAGGGAGUUCAACAAUGAUAAUGAAUAUCAUCAGGCUGACUGUGGUGGUCCUGAUGCUGAUUCCUCUGCUGCUCCUGAGUCUGUGGGCGAGGAAGAAGAAAACUCUGAGCUCCACCACUGGACCACAUGAACCUGAAGAGAUAGAGUUAGACUCUCGUCCUGCGUAUGAGAACAUCUCAGACACUGCAGCAGACAGAAGACCCAGAGGAGCAGGAAGACCUGGUGUGAAGUCCAGUCAGAUGCAGUAGAACCAGAGGCAGGACUCACCUGAUGGAAACAAAGUAGUACGACAUUGAAAUAUCCCUGAGGAGAGCGAGGCUGUGGAGGAUGUGGGGGAAGUGGAUACAUUUACCUUCAACUCCAGAAGAUGUUAUUGUCAGUUUAGAGUAGCAGCAGCAGGUAGGAGUCAGCAGCAGCAUGUAGCAGAACGUUUAGAAGAAUGUGGUGUUGGCAGCUUGAACUGAAUCAUGUCGAGGUGUCAAACAUGACUUAUUGUUCAGAUCAGCUGAUCAGGUACUGUGUGACUUACUGAUGUAUAUGAAAGCUUAUUUUCUACUGUAGAGUUAGUUUUAGGCCAUGUUAUGUUUAAGACUAGGAAGGAUGCACUUCAUUUAGCGAUGAAAAUGAUUUGAUUUUGUAUGUGUAUCUUAAAAAUGUAAUUAUUUAUACCUUAUUAGGUUCAUCUGAAAAUGUUUUGAUAUGGGGAUUUAGAUAAAGACCCAUUGGGGGGGUUGGAAGGGUUAAGGGGGAGAAA